This is a messenger RNA of Striga hermonthica, 1473 nucleotides long. The record is from the annotation of a GenBank genome assembly. NCBI's taxonomy places the organism in Eukaryota, Viridiplantae, Streptophyta, Magnoliopsida, Lamiales, Orobanchaceae.
AUGGAUUCCAGAAGCUUCCUAAAAAUUAUAGCUCUCUUGGGCUUCCUCUCACUACCUCACCAAGCUUUCGGUUCAAGCCGCCGCCUCUCUCUUCGCCCGGCCGACGGCGAUAAUGCGGCGCCGGACGGCGUUUGCUCCGCCGCCAUCACCGCACACGGGUACAAGUGCCAAGAAUAUGAUGUGACGACUGAUGAUGGAUACAUACUGAGCGUGCAAAGGAUUCCUCAGGGCCGGGCUGGAACCGCAAGCCCGACCCGGCCUCCGGUUCUGCUGCAACAUGGGGUCCUUGUGGACGGGAUGACGUGGGUGCUAAAUUCUCCAGAACAAUCUCUAGCGAUGAUAUUGGCUGAUAAUGGGUUCGAUGUUUGGAUUUCCAACAUUCGAGGAACUCGGUUUAGCCGCCGCCAUCUCCAACUUGAUCCUCACGAUCCUGAAUUCUGGAAUUGGACAUGGGACGACCUGGUGAUCCACGACUUACCAUCUGUAAUCGAUCUAGUCUUCAAAAAAACCGGUCGGAAAAUUCACUACGUUGGCCACUCAAUGGGAACUUUGAUAGCUUUGGCCUCAUUAUCAGAAGGGAAACUGAUAGACAAGGUUAAGUCGGCUGCUCUGUUGAGCCCGAUUGCAUAUCUAAGUCAUAUGACUACUGCUCUAGGAAACAUGGCAGCUAGAGCCUUUGUUGGUGAAAUCACUACUGCGUUUGGUCUAGCAGAAUUCGACCCCAAAGGGGAGCCGGCGAAUAAUUUUCUGCAUGCACUGUGUACUGCUUCUGGAAUAGACUGCUAUGACUUGAUGAGCGCAUUUACGGGAAGGAAUUGCUGUCUCAAUUCAUCUACGGUCGACAUUUUUCUCAAGCAUGAACCUCAAUCCACAUCGACUAAGAACCUUGUCCAUCUAGCUCAAACGGUUAGAGAUGGAGUCCUGUCCAAGUACGACUACGGCAACACAGCGUUCAAUUUGGAGCAUUAUGGUGAGUCGAGCCCUCCCGUUUACGACCUGACCAGAAUCCCCCACGACUUCCCCCUCUUCUUGAGCUAUGGAGGAGAAGACGCGCUAUCGGACGUUAAGGACGUGGCCACAUUGCUUGAUGCUCUUAAGGAUCAUGACGUGGACAAGCUUCACGUGCAGUACAUCAAGGAUUUUGCUCAUGCCGACUUUAUUAUGGGGAUAACUGCUAAGGACUCACCGGCCGUCGCGGCUAAGUCGCUGCUGGAUGCUUCCUUUUCGCCUCUAAGAGUGCUGCGGGUGGUUGGCCAGCAACGAUUUUCGCUCCUCGGUUUAUCCCCCGCCACCGUCGAGGUCGUCGACUACUCUUGCAAGGCCCAACCGCGGAAGUUCGUCGGUCCGUUUGGACGCUCGAUAUGUGCAGCCAUGUACUUCCUGGAGACGGACCUUAGCGUGAGCGAGCCCAACUCGCGACCCGUGUGCCCCUGUUCAGCCGGGCGGCACGAUUGCAGGCUGCUGUCUCCUUGA